Messenger RNA from Oncorhynchus gorbuscha (pink salmon), 5149 nucleotides. RefSeq names its product ral guanine nucleotide dissociation stimulator-like 1. Gene Ontology annotation, cellular component: plasma membrane. The transcript is spliced from 17 exons. Gene Ontology annotation, molecular function: guanyl-nucleotide exchange factor activity. Gene Ontology annotation, biological process: positive regulation of GTPase activity; Ras protein signal transduction. Bases 300 to 2459 code for a protein of 719 amino acids. Lineage: Eukaryota; Metazoa; Chordata; Actinopteri; Salmoniformes; Salmonidae. The record is from RefSeq and is a predicted model, not a curated record.
AGAAUUUAGCGAUAGAGGCAUUAGGUAGCUAUGGGAAGCGCUUGACAAGUGAUAGCGUGUUACUUGUAUGCGGCCGCAAAAUGUGACGAAUAGUACGCAGAUAAAAAAAUAAAUACAAGAUAUAUAUAUAUUUUUAAAUAUGUAGUUUAAAGAAAUAAGUUUCGUAAAAUAUUUAUUAAUAUCACCAUGCAGCCGUAAACUUCAACUCCUUCGAAGUGGAUGUGUAUUUUCAGCUUCAACACUUAGUUUGAACAAGAUGGAAGUUAUCACACCAUAAACGUUCUUCGGUGACUGACGAGAUGGGAAAAUGGGAGAUAUCAAUGAACCCAGUGCAGGAGUGGGGUGAGGAGUUUGAGGAGGGGGCGUUGUAUGGAAUCACCCUGCGUCGGGAGCCCGUCCAGAUACCAGCCAGCCCCACCGAGGCCUGGCCAUGCGUUGCCUUCGUCCAGUACCGGACCUGCAAGGUGCGCAGGCUGAAGGCAGCCACCCUGAACCGGCUGGUGAGCCACCUCCUGGACCCCUGCUGCCAGGAGCCCGACUACAGACGGAUCUUUCUGUCCACCUACCAGACCUUCACCACUACCAGGGCACUCAUUGAGCUGCUCUUCCAGAGGGACAAUGGGGCUUCAGAUGUGUACAACAGUGAAUGUCACAGGAGGCGUCUGUUGCCCCUGAUCCAGACUUGGUUGGAGGAGUACAGUGAGGACUUCCGGGAUCCUCCUCAGCACCCCUCCCUAAGGCUGCUGUUGGACCACCUGCACUGCCUGUCCUCCUUCUGUUCACUGGCCCAGCGCUCUGAAACUCUGCUUAAUAAGUUCCAGGGAGAAGAAAUGGAUACUGGUGCCCAUUCUGCCCAGGCUGAGGUUAAUCAGGAAGGCGAGAGCUCAGGGGAGGAAGGCCUAGAAUGGGACAGCCCACUGGAUCAGGGUGACAUCAUGGACUUCUCAGUCACAGGCAUCGCAGAACAGCUCACCCGACUGGACGCUGGGCUGUUUAGGAAGGUGGUUCCCUACCAGUGUCUAGGCUGUGUGUGGUCCCAGAGAGACAAGAAGGAGAACCUGUCUGCUACCGUUAGCGCCACCAUUGCCCAGUUUAAUGCAGUCACCAACCGAGUCAUCACCUCCCUGCUCUGCCGGCCCACCUCCAGCCCCUCUUCUGUCCUCAGGGCCUCCAGUCCAGCUCAGAGGGCCUGCGUCAUUGAGAAGUGGAUCAGAGUAGGACAGGAGUGUCGGCAGCUGAAGAAUUUCUCCUCUUUGAGGGCCAUCCUAUCUGCCCUUCAGUCCAAUGCUGUCUACAGGCUGAGGAAGACGUGGGCUGCUGUGUGUAGGGACAGCGUGGCCAUCUUUGAUAACCUCUGUGAAACCUUCCCUGAUGAGAACUGUGUGUUGAGCAACAGAGAGAUCAUUGUGGGGGAUGGAAGCCAAACAGCCAUGGAUAACAUUUCUCCCAAGAUAUCCAAGCGAUGUCCUAUUGCCAGACAGAUGAGCACCUCCAAUGGGGUUGUUCCUUACCUGGGCACAUACCUGACUAUCCUCACAAUGCUGGACACUGCUCUACCAGAUACUGUGGAGGGGGACCUCAUAAACUUUGAAAAGAGGAGGAGGGAGUUUGAGAUUCUCUCUCAGAUCCGGCAGCUCCAAGCCUCCUGCUCUCAGUACAACCUGCCCCAUCACACCAGGAUCACUGCCUGGUUGCAGGGCCAGAAGCUGCUCACUGACCAGGAGAGCUAUGAACUGUCCAAAAACCUGGAGCCUCCAAUAGACCUCUGCUCCCCAAGCGCCUGGAGCCACCGUUUGCUCAGCAAGAAACUGUCCUCACUCCUGAAAGUGAGUGAGGGAUCCAGCAGGAAAACCCAUGCAGACCAGAUCAGUGUGUCGUCUUCAGGGUCCAGUGGCUCUGAGAUGGAGGAUCUCUCCACCCCUCCCUCCACACUCCGACUGCAGUCUCUGUCCAGCUCCUUUCAAAAUGUGGCGGAGGCCUUACCCUCCUCCCUGGAUGGCUCCACUCCCUCCAGUUGUUCCUCCAGUUCUCAGCCUGACCUCUCUGCUCCAGUGGCUGCCCACCCUAAACCCAUGCUGGCCUCUCAUCACAAGCGCUCUGUGUCCAUGACCUCCCUCCCCCUCUACAACAGACAGGUGGCUGACUCCUGUAUAGUGAGGGUCAGUGUGGAGGCUGGCAAUGGAAACAUGUACAAGAGCAUCCUGCUGACUAGUCAGGACAAAACUGCCCAGGUGAUCCAGAGGGCCCUGGAAAAACACAACCUGGAGCACCUGACCUGUCAAGACUUCACCCUCACACAGUUGAUCUCCCAGGAAAGAGAGUUACUCAUUCCGGACAAAGCUAACGUCUUCUACGCCAUGUGCACGUCAGCGAACUUUGACUUUGUUCUGCAUCAGUGUCCACUGGGUCAAAAGAAACCUCUGUGUGCUACUUCCAGCCUUGGACGUUAUUCAAAGUAGACACCGUUCUAUGGCAAUGAUGAGUAACUGCAAACUAGGACUGAGUUCAAAGGAUUUUGUACGGACAUUUACCUGGUUGUAGUUUUUGUUUUUAAUAACUUUAUUUUAUGACGAAAAUCAUGUUUAAAUGUUCCAUGAUGGACAGACCCCUGCUUGGUUUGUUGUCAAGUGGGUGCCAUGAGAGGAACAGGUGGAAGAUGAUAGUAUGAUGGCACGUCAUGUAAAAUACACGUGUUGUGUGUGUAUAUACGUCUGAAGACAACAGAUUUGGGGCUUCAUUUUUGAACAGAAUGUCCUUUAUUUAUUGGUGGAGCGAACUCUACAUGAAUUCCACCAUUCAACACUCAACAUUCCUACUAGACAUCCCUGAGAUGCUUUACUUUGUGGAAAGGAGUCACAUUGGAACAGCAUCAGCAGUGACUCUCUCCCUCAGUCACACACCAAUAUACAGACACGUAAUAGUUGUUUCCUCUUGUCUCUUCUCCUCUGAGCAAAACCAGUCACCUAUUUGUUUUAAUGAGAGACAUGACUGACGUUUCCCAACAGGGAGAGACACCCUAUGAGCCUUAAAAGGGAAUGAGGUCACAGGAGACGGCCUGCCACCUGAGCAGUGGAUGGGAAUGUUCUCACCCGGAUCACUAUGUUCCCCAGGGUAUCAGCCCGCCUUCAUGGCGAUACUGAUUGGGGCUGUGCGUGUGAAAGGUGGGACUGCCCUGACUGGCUGGAUAGCAUUCCACAUAUGCUACAGUCAGCUGCUGUAGAGGGGACACUGACAAACAUUUAUGGACUCAGACUGUCAAAGUUUUAAUGAUGGUGAUAAUGUGUGUGUUAAAUGGUUCUGUGUUGCAUUUCAGUGUUAAUACUUAGAUUAUUUUUUUUUUACAUUGUUUUCUAUUUUUCUCCUGUAAUGCUCUUGAUGAUUAGGUGGGCCUCCAUGGCUGUGUUGCCUAGCUACCCAAACUACUUGUUCCGGCCAAAUGCCACGCCAACGGACGUUAAUUUCUCCUCCGCAAUGAGUUUGGAUCUGAUUACCUCCCUGAUGAUUUCUAGAAUGAAAAUCCAAUCUAGACCGUCUGAUUGGUUCCAGAAACCAAUGUGUUGAGCCAGAACACGUGGGUAAAUGGGCAUUUUGAAAAUGAGUCAUUGGCUUUGAUAUGCUGAUGGGUUAGAUAUGAUCAACUGCUGAUGCCUUGUUUUGUACAACACCCCUCAUUAUGACGUCGCCACAAACGACUUCAAUGAUUGCACUCUCAGACUGAAGUCUGUUACCAACGAUAGAACAGAGGAAGAAUUCAGUUUGAGUCAUCAGGCAAGGCUGUGUGCACUUGUCAAUUGAAUGUAAAGUAUACUGAACGAAAAUAUAAGCGCAACAAUUUCAAAUAAUUUUACUGAGUUAAAGUUCACGUAAGGAAAUCAGUCAAAUUAAAUAAAAUCAUUAGGCCCUAAUCUAUGGAUUUCACAUGACUGGGCAGGGGCGCAGACAUCGGUGGGCCUGGGAGGGCAUAGGACCACCCACUUGGGAGACUGGCACACACACUGGGGAGCAAGGCCCAGCCAAUCAGAAUGAUUUUUUUCCCACAAAAGUUUUUUUUAUUACAGACCGAAAUACUCCUCAGUUUCAUCAGCUGUCCGGGUGGCUGGUAUCAGACGAUCCCACAGAUGAAGAAGCUGGAUGUGUAGGUCCUGGACUGGCAUAGUUACACGUGGUCUGCGGUUCUGAGGCCGGUUGGCCGUACUGUCAAAUUCUCUAAAACAACGGCUUAUGGUACAGAAAUGAACAUGCAGUUCUCGCGCAACAGCUCUGGUGGACAUUCCUGCAGUCAGCAUGCAAAUUGCCCAUUCCUUCAAAACAUCUGUGGCAUUGUGUUGUGUGACAACUGCACAUGUUAGACUGGCCUUUUAUUGUCAGCAGCACAAGCUGUACCUGUGUAAUGAUCAAGCUGUUUUAAUCAGCUCCUUGAUAUGCCACACCUGUCAGGUGGAUGGAUUAUCUUAGCAAAGGAAAAAAUGCUCACUAACCGGGAUGUAAACAAAUUUGUGCACAACAUUUGAGUGAAAUAAGCUUUUUGUGCAUAUAGAAACAUUUCUGUGAUCUUUUAUUUUAGCUCAUGAAAUCAUGGGACCAAGACUUUACAUGUUGCAUUUGUAUUUUUGUUGAGUUUUUAUUCUAAACCAUGCCAGGUUUCUUGACUGUUUAAAACUUGCAGAUGAAUCACCGAUUGAUAGGCAUUUCCAAAAUAGUUUUUUAAAAAUAUCAGUGUACGACACUACAGUAGCUCAAUUUAGAUGUUUAGAAGGACUAUCAUGCAAAUAAGUGUUUGAUAUAUUAAAGCUUUCCACUAUGAUUGAACCAAGUUGGUUAUGCAACAUUCUGAAAAAAGGUGAAAAGAAAUUCAAACACUUAGGCGCUAUAAAUAACUCGAGGUGCUUUCAUCUGCCAGAUCAUUGACGUACCCCUUUCAUCCAGCGCUUGCAAAUGGGUCAUUUGAACCCUAAGGUUGCUUAGUUGUCUCUUUGAGAUGAAUAGCGUUGUGUUAAAGAUAUAUGACUUGUACAAUGCUAUGUGAAAAUCCUGCAAACAUGAAAAAAAUGAUUGAUUCAAGCAAAAGGACAUCUCAGAAAUGCCUGCACUUUUACUGAGCUGCCCAGUUUCAUUGUCUCUGUGCUCCAAAUAACGUUUCUCUACACCU